AUGCUUCGAUACAUUAUCGGCCGCUACGGGCGCUCUGAUGGGUCCUCCCGACUGGUGGGCUCCGCUUCAGGUUCCACGCCCGCGGCCAAGCUGCUCCAGAGACGGUCGCUGGCAAGCCAUCCACAUUCCUUCGCUCCCAACGAUGUAGAAGAGGAGCAUCAUCAUCAUCAUCAUCAUGGAAAACAACAACAACAACAGAGUUCUCAGAGUCCGCGAAGGGACAAUGGACACCAAUAUUCUCAGUUCCAUGCGAUACGAUCGGUCCAGAGCUCAGUCGGUGUGCUGGAAGGCCCCAACCAAGCACCAAGGACACCAAUCAAGAAUCUGAAUGCGCUCAAAAAUGCAUUCUUCGCGAUUGUGCGAGACGGCCAACCCGACCAGGUGAUGAAGGCAUUGCUUGACCCUCAGUUUGAGACGGUGGUUGGCGAGUUGCCCGAGAGUACUUUUGUCGAGGUCUUUUGCUUGCUCUCCCCCGCCUACUUUGUUGAUCCUUUUCGCGGCAUCUAUCGUCCAAUACAUCCGUUUGCUGUAGAGCUGAAAGGCUACCGGGCAUUGGAGGCGAUUUUCGAUGAGUUCGCCUGUAACCUCGCCUCGAUCAUCGCAACCCGUCGGGCGGCAGGUCACACGCUGGGACUGGCCGAAUACGCGCAUCUCCUGGACUGUGCACGUUCGAUCGGAGAUGCUUUGAUGGCAGACCAUGUCUGGCAUGCUAUGACCGAGGAUGGGGUGGUCCCCGAUGUGCGUUGCUACAAUUACUACAUGGAAGCCAAGGUGUGGGACAUGGCCUACACGGGGCGCGAGAAGUAUCACCUGCGAAUGACGCCGUAUGCCUAUCGCAAACGUCGCUUCUACAGCCCCAAUGUAGGCUGGAAUGGCUUCCGCACGGCAGAACGCAGCGUCCGCCAGGAGGUUCUGCAGAUCUUCAACGAGAUGAUGGAAGAAGGCACGUCCGGCGACGAGGCCACGUUCGUGAACGUGAUGCUGGCAUCCGCCCGGGUUGGCCAUGUGACUGGGAUCAAGAACAUCUUGAAGACCGUAUGGAAUGUCGACGUGGACGCUCUGGUGGCAGGGCAAGGAGACCCAACGGGGUUGCCUUCAGCCAUGGAUUAUGAUCGCUCGUCGCCGAUGUACCCAACCAGCCGUCUCUUGUUCGCCAUUGCCCAUGCCUUCGGCAACAAUAAUGACAUCGCCGGGGCGUUGCGGGCCAUCGACUUCAUUUCAACCUCAUACAAGAUUCCUGUUCCGGAAGAGGUUUGGCUGGAACUCCUGGAGCGAUCGUUCGUUCUCUCGCGGCCGCGCUUCGGUUUUGACGCCGACCGCAACGCAAAGGGCAAAGUGCCGUAUGAAUUCCUGUCCACGCUGGUGCAAACUAUGACCGCAGAGCCGUUCCUCGUCCGUCCAACGAUAGAGAUGUACCACAUCCAAGCCAAGAUCGCGUGGGACCAGGCCAAGCUCUCCGACUUCAAGCAGCACAUGGAGUCCGCAUACACCCUCCUCGAAGAGACGCGGCGUAAACGGCGCGUCGCGCGCUCCAUCAUCCAGAAAUACCUCGGCCCGCCACCUUCGUCCACCCGCACCCGCAAACCCUCCAUCAACCAUACGCUCCUCCAAUCCCGCGCAUUCGCCGAGGCCGUGCACGCAUACGACAUCCUCCGCAUGCGCACCGCCCAGCAAACCAUCCUCGUCGAACGGCUCGCGCGCCUGCUCCUCAUCCGCCGCCGCUGGGUCGGCCGCGACAACCCCGCCUGGGAACGCCAUCUCCUCCCGCGCGCGCUCGAAGAAUGGCGGGACUUCCUCCCAAACUCGAUCGUCUACAGCACCAGGGGCGGCAAAAUCCAGCUCCACGGCGGAACUCAUUGGGGCCAGCGGCUCCUCAACACGCACCAGCGCAUCCCGCUUCGCCGACCGACGGUCGACAACGGCCUCGUCCUGGAGCGUGGGGCGCGCGAACUCGACGACGACUUCGUCUGGGCGCAGUACCCGGCCGAGCUUCGCAGCCUUGAUCUCCCGGCGGUGCAGCGGCUGUUCUGGGGCGUGGAGGAGCGCAUCGUUAACACGCCGAGGACCGUGGUGGCCGAGGAGGCAGUCGGACCCGACGCGGUGGGGAGCCGAGCUAGUGAUGCUGCGCAUGUCGCGGAAUUACCUGGUUCGAAGAAGCCGGUCGAGAAUGGAGGAUGGAGAGACGGGGAUGAGACGGUGGACCCGGCGAGUGGUGACUGGAUUGUCGCAUAA
This is a messenger RNA of Aspergillus clavatus NRRL 1, 2232 nucleotides long. RefSeq lists its product as uncharacterized. NCBI's taxonomy places the organism in Eukaryota, Fungi, Ascomycota, Eurotiomycetes, Eurotiales, Aspergillaceae. The coding region runs from base 1 to 2232 and encodes 743 amino acids. The record is from RefSeq and is a predicted model, not a curated record. Gene Ontology annotation, molecular function: protein binding. The transcript has a single exon.